AGGCAUUACUGUUUUUGUCAACGGGAAAACCAAAUGGAUUUCAGUGAACCUGAAGUAAUUUCCUGUGCGAUGAAAGGUGAUCUGGAUCUUGUAGUGCUGCAUCAGAACCUGUCGUUGCCAGCAACAGGCCAAUCGUUUUCGCUUAGAUCGUCCGUGGAACAGCUGAAUUUCAAAGAUGACUGUCGAAUGCAAGACGACUCUCUCCUGGGAUGUUCCCUUUCAUCCAUCGAGGUCAGUCAGGAAAGCAUAAGUGAUCGGCAAACUUGUUGGUGCCGGCAGAAAUUCACCGACACGAAAAGGAUUCAGCAGCUGGAGCAUGAGAAUACCAAACUGCGAUCGCUACUGGAGCAACUGCUGACGGAAUCGAAACACCAAAUGGAAGAGAUGAAUCGGCACCAGAUAGAAAUCGAAUGCCUUCGAGAACAGCGAGCGAUGUUGUUGGAAGGACCGCUGCACAAAUUUCCCAACGGCCAUAGACUCAAAGACUGUUUCGGCGAGGAGUUGGAAACGAUUGGGUUAGAGUCGGGAACAUGAACCGCUGCGAAUGUUUAUAGUGAACGGGAAAUUCAGGUUCGAAGAAAUGCGAAAGUGGAAGCGGUAUGGCGAAAAGGAUCGGAAAUCGUCCGUCCGAAGGUAUCAUAUGUGAUGUUUUCGAAUUGGUAUGGAAAUUUCGUAAGUAAUAAAAAUUAACAAUGCAUCAAACCUUCUUUUAUGAAG
Molecule: messenger RNA, 717 nt
Organism: Aedes albopictus (Asian tiger mosquito)
Lineage: Eukaryota; Metazoa; Arthropoda; Insecta; Diptera; Culicidae
Exons: 3
Coding region: 34-534 (166 amino acids)
Source: RefSeq, a predicted model, not a curated record